AUGGCCCCCAAACCUCCUCCCCGAAACCUCGGCCGAGCCGGUGUUUGCGCGCGCGCACCGCGAAAGCGGCAGGAGAAGGGCAUCGAGCCGGUCAGGCACUUCAAGGCUGCGGCCUACUUCGUGCACGCGGUGACUUACGUGGAAGUGCUCUUCCUGGUCUGGCCCAUGACCAUCCACAUCCUGUACUGCUUCUUCCAGCCUAAGGACAUGCUGGUGGUCUUAAUGCACUCAGACUGGAGGCUCUUCCGCUGGGCCUUGGCGGUGCUGUGCGCGUUGAUGAUCGUGGACCUGGUGCAGAGCCCGCUGAGGUUGCGCAGGACCUUGCAUCAUGUGGCCGUCCUGAUUGGCAUUUGCCUCCUGAGUGGAAUCCCUUGGAUUAACCACUACGACUUGCCGCUCUUCGCCACGGCGCCGCUCUUGUACCUGAGCUUCCAGUCCCUGAAUGCGGUGGCCUAUUUCACCCUAUGCCGUUUCCACAUGCAGGGACGGUUUGUGGGCUCGUGCUGCCUGAAGUGGAUGUCAGUGUAUGUGGGGAUCAUAUCCUCCUUGGGCCAUCUGAGCAUGAUCUUCUUCUACAUUGAGUUUGUGCCCUACUUUCAGGCCUGGGCGCCCAUUUUGGUGCUGAUCUUCUUUCAACUUUGCCUGGCGUUGGCCACUCGGUGCAAAUGGAUCCUUCGGCGCGGGUAG
Messenger RNA from Durusdinium trenchii, 687 nucleotides. The record is from the annotation of a GenBank genome assembly. Lineage: Eukaryota; Dinophyceae; Suessiales; Symbiodiniaceae.